Messenger RNA from Budorcas taxicolor (takin), 2448 nucleotides. RefSeq names its product ubiquitin specific peptidase 45 (gene USP45). The transcript has 17 exons. Gene Ontology annotation, biological process: protein deubiquitination. The record is from RefSeq and is a predicted model, not a curated record. Lineage: Eukaryota; Metazoa; Chordata; Mammalia; Artiodactyla; Bovidae. Bases 1 to 2448 code for a protein of 815 amino acids. Gene Ontology annotation, molecular function: zinc ion binding; cysteine-type deubiquitinase activity.
AUGCGGGUGAAACAGCCAUCCAAAGCUUCACCUGAGAAAGCUAAGAGAAGUAAAAGGCCUCCUAUACCUCACGAUGAAGACUCGUCAGAUGACGUUGCUGUAGGUUUCACUUGCCAACAUAUAAGUCAUGCUGUCAGUGUGCAUCAUGUAAAAAAAGCAAUAGCUGAGAACCUGUGGUCAGUUUGCUUGGAAUGUUUAAAAGAAAGAAGAUUCUGUGAUGGACAGCCAAUACUUCCUCCUGAUAUCUGGUUGUGCCUCAAGUGUGGUUUUCAGGGAUGUGGUAAAAACUCAGAAGGCCAGCAUUCACUGAAGCAUUUCAAGAGUUGGAGAGCAGAGCUUCACUGUAUUAUAAUUAAUCUGAGCACAUGGAUCAUAUGGUGUUAUGAGUGUGAUGAAAAAUUAUCAACACAUUGUAAUAAGAAGGUUUUGGCUCAGAUAGUUGAUUUUCUCCAGAAACAUGUUUCUAAAACACAAACAAGUGCAUUUUCUAGAAUCAUAAAACUUUGUGAAGAAAAAUGUGAAACAGGUGAAAAAAAUAAGGGGAGAAAAGGUGGCAGUGUAACAUCUGUAAAGGGAAUUACAAAUUUAGGAAAUACUUGCUUCUUUAAUGCAGUCAUGCAGAAUUUGGCACAGUCUUACAUUCUUACUGAAUUGAUGAAUGAAAUCAAAGAACAUGGUACAAAACUCAAGAUUGUUCCUUCCUCUGACUCUCAACUGGACCCGUUAGUGGUGGAACUUUCAAGCCCUGGACCAUUGACCUCAGCCUUGUUCCUGUUUCUUCACAGCAUGAAGGAGACUGAAAGAGGACCACUUUCUCCCAAAGUUCUUUUUAAUCAGCUUUGUCAGAAGGCCCCUGCAUUUAAAAGUUUUCAACAACAGGACAGUCAGGAGCUUCUUCAUUAUUUGCUGGAUGCAGUGAGGACAGAAGAAACAAAGCGAAUACAAGCUGGCAUUCUAAAAGCAUUCAACAACCCAACUACUAAAACUGCUGAUGAUGAAACUAGAAAAAAAGUCAAAGCAUAUGGAAGAGAAGGUGUGAAAAUGAACUUCAUAGAUCGUAUCUUUAUUGGUGAAUUAACUAGCACGGUCAUGUGUGAAGAAUGUUCAAAUAUCUCCACGGUGAAAGAUCCUUUUAUUGAUAUUUCACUUCCUAUAAUAGAAGAAAGGGUUUCAAAACCUGUACUUUUGGGAAGAAUAAGUAAAUAUGGAAGUUUACAAGAGACAGAUACUGGUCAAUACAGUGGCACUCUUACUGUAGAAAAUACUCAUCAACCCAGAGCCAUCAGGAAGCAUUCUUCAUCUAAAGAUAUGAAUCAGCUAAUUCAUGGCAGAAAAUGUACAAGAAAAUCUGGAGAAGAUAAAGCUGCUGUCAUAUACCAGAAAAAUGAAAGCCUUGAGGUGAAUAGAGACUCUUCAUUGUUUGCAAGCGUCAUGAACACCGAGUUGACUGUGACUGAAAGCCCUACCGAUGGCAGUGAGAAAGAAGACAGCCUUUCUGAAAGUAGCGUUGAUGCUGACAGCGAGGCUUCGGAGUCUGAGAGUGCUCCGAAACAGACUUUGCUGCUGAGAUCCAGAAGCGGAUACUACACGCACACAAAUGGACACCCUCACUACCCGUCCAACAGUGAACCACUCACUAGGGAGGGCGACCAUGGUGAUGAGGGAGUGGCUGAAGCUAUUUCUGAACUUCAUUUGAGCAGCACUAUAAUUCGAGCUAGGGAUUUUGACAGAGAAAAUCAGCCACUAAGUGUUUCAAAUAAUUUGUGUUUUUCAGAGGACAAGCAUAUGGUGUCUCAGAGCCCCCAAAAUGCUUUUCAGACCCUUUCUCAGAGCUAUAUAACCACUUCUAAAGAAUGUUCAGUUCAGUCUUGUCUCUAUCAGUUUACAUCUAUGGAAUUGCUAAUGGGGAAUAACAAGCUUCUGUGUGAGACCUGUACUGAGAAGAAACAGAAGUACCAAAAGGAAACCACUUCUGCAGAAAAGAAAGCAGAGGGGGUUUAUACUAAUGCCAGGAAGCAACUGCUCAUUUCUGCUGUUCCAGCUAUCCUGAUUCUCCAUCUCAAAAGAUUUCAUCAGGCUGGUUUGAGUCUUCGCAAAGUAAACAGACAUGUAGAUUUUCCACUUAUGCUUGACUUAGCACCAUUCUGUUCUGCUACUUGUAAGAAUGUAAGUGUGGGAGGUAAAGUUCUCUAUGGUCUCUAUGGCGUAGUGGAACAUAGCGGCUCAAUGAGAGGAGGUCACUACACCGCUUACGUGAAAGUGAGAACACCCUCCAGGAAAUUACUGGAACACAUCACUGGAAAGAAAAAUGUACCUGGUUUGAAAGAAGCUGAUAAUGAAUCAGCAAGCCAGUGGGUCCAUGUUAGUGACACUUACGUGCAGGUGGUUCCAGAAUCAAGAGCACUUAGUGCACAAGCAUACCUUCUUUUUUAUGAAAGAAUAUUAUAA